This is a messenger RNA of Mytilinidion resinicola, 816 nucleotides long. RefSeq lists its product as uncharacterized. The record is from RefSeq and is a predicted model, not a curated record. Bases 162 to 767 code for a protein of 201 amino acids. NCBI's taxonomy places the organism in Eukaryota, Fungi, Ascomycota, Dothideomycetes, Mytilinidiales, Mytilinidiaceae. The transcript is spliced from 4 exons.
ACGUGGAUUGACGUCGUAUUGUUUCCCUCAUUCUCUUCCAGCAUCGGCUAAAUCACGACAUUUUAAAUAAGAAUAUGAUCGGUUUUGAGUAACGGUCGAGUCAAAUUUUGAUGGCGUAGUAGUGCUAUGACUCUGUAAAAGAAGAAAAUAGAAAAAGAGAUAUGACUAAGGGGACAGCCUCACGUAUAGCCUCACGUACAAGCUCACGUGCAGAGAGAGACAUGAAGAUGAAUGCCCGGAGGAAGCUUCCGGUCCCGAACCAAUCAGAAGAUCAGAUGAGAGAGGGGGUGUGUGGUUACUCAAAAGGGGGUGUAUUCGUUUGCAAGCUGGACCCUGCAAAUCAGAACGGAACGCUCGCCAUCACGUGCUCUACGCCUACGCGCACGCGCGCGCAAAAUCUCAAAGAUCCUCGAACCUGCGAACUUGAGGUCGACCACCAGCUAGCUGUUCCGCAGAGGUGGCUCGCAGGGCGCGGAUCUGACACCGCCCCACCGCAGACGCCUAGAUGCGCUGCGGUGGCCUCAAAAGCCCCAGCUGGACCCCAUUCUGCUCCACCUUCCCACCCCUGGGAGUCACCCAAAUGUGAUCACGCUUCAACACCCCUUUCUUUUCGUCCGGACUCGGCUGUCCAACAUACGUGCACAAACUCUCCCUUCCAACGCUCCAACCCCGAUGACGCGUACUCACAAGAGUUUGUUAGGGUACCGGAAUUCGUCCGUAGCAUGGGCGGGACGCUUUGGCCGCGCGCGCUUCGGAACGGUGUCUGAGGCACACUGAGUGACCGGCACUGUGGUAGCUUGUGGAUGGGGCCUGAUG